CAACCUGCAAGCUACACCAGCGCCUAACAACCAAAUCCGACUCCACAGCUGAGAGCAAAACCGUGCGCGGAGAGAAAAUGGCGGAGACGGUGCUGAGCAUGGCGAGGUCCAUGCUAGAAGGCGCCAUCAGCACGGCCGCCUCUGCCGCCGCUGACGAGAUGAGCCUCCUCAUGGGUGUGAGGAAGGAUAUCUGACUUCGCACAGCGCCUCUUACAUAUAUCGGGAAAAUGACACCCAACGUUCUUUUUCUCUUAUAUUGGAUCAAUGAUGGCUGGAUACAUUAAUGCCUGAGACAGAAACAAAAUGUUUUACUCAACUAAAACAUAAGAAUGGCACCGGGUAUUCAUGGUUCAUCAAAGAUGAGCUAGAGACGAUGCAGGCAUUCCUGGUGGCCGCUGAAGGAAUGAAGGAGAAAGACAUGCUACUAAAGGUGUGGGCGAAUCAAAUAAGGGACCUCUCCUACAAUAUUGAAGAUUGCCUUGCUGAAUUCAUGGUGCAUGUGGCAAGUCAAAGCUUGUCGCGGAAGCUGAUGAAGCUCAAAGACCGCCACCGGAUAGCCACCCAGAUCCGUGACCUCAAAUCAAGAGUUGAAGAAGUGAGCAGCAGGAACACACGCUACAAUCUGAUUGAGAAGAACCAAAUCACUAGAGCCAUUGAUGAGAGGGACUCUUGCAUGGAAGAUAUUCGCAACCAGUCAGCGAGCAACAUCGAUGAAGCCGAACUUGUGGGGUUCUCCAAUCCCAAACAAGAGUUAAUAAGGCUUGUAGAUGUGAAUGCCAACAAUGGCCCUGCUCGGGUAAUAUGUGUGGUUGGCAUGGGUGGUCUGGGUAAGACUACUAUUGCAAGGAAGGUUUAUGAAAGUAUGAAAAACUUUUCAUGUUAUGCUUGGAUCACUGUCUCGCAGUCAUUUGUUAGGAUGGAGCUUCUCAAAGUUAUGAUCAAAGAACUCUUCGGUGAUGAAGCACUCAAGAAGCAACUUGACGGCAAGGUGGUGCGAGAAGAGUAUCUCGCGAGCUACCUCAGAAAAGAGCUACUUGAGAAGAGGUACUUUGUUGUUCUUGAUGACUUAUGGAACAUAGAUGAUUGGAAGUGGAUCCAAACUAUUGCUUUUCCAAGUAAUAACAACAAAGGUAGUCGUAUAAUGGUAACAACAAGAGAUGUUGGCUUAGCUAAGGAGUGUACCUUGGAAUCUUCUGGAGCAUUUAUCUACCACCAUCAACCCUUAGAAACAAAUGAUGCCAUAAAAUUGCUAUUAAGGAAGGUGAGGAAAAGUGAGGAAGACAUGGAAAAAUAUGAGAACAUGAGGAACAUAGUUACUAAGAUAGUAAAAAAGUCUGGCCGGUUACCUCUAGCUAUACUCACAAUAGGAGGCAUGCUUGCCACCAGAGAGGUUAGUGAGUGGCAAAGUAUUUAUAACCAGAUCCCCUUAGAGCUAGAGAGCAACCGAAGCCUUGAAGCAGUGCGGAGGAUGGUUACAAUGAGUUACAACCACUUGCCCUCCCAUCUUAAGUCAUGUUUUCUGUAUUUAAGCAUAUUUUCAGAGGAUUUUGAAAUCAAAAGGAGGUGUAUUGUGGAAAGAUGGAUAGCCGAGGGGUUUAUCAUUGCCAGGAGUGGGGUGAGUGCUGAGGAUGUUGGGAAUAGUUACUUUAAUGAUCUAAUCAGCCGGAGCUUGAUCCAGCCAUCAAGAGUGAACAUAGAAGGAACUGUGAAGAGGUGUCGAGUUCAUGAUAUUGUUCGUGAUGUCAUGGUCUCAAUUUCUAGAGAUGAAAAUUUUGCAUGUUCUACAUGGGAUAAUGUAACCGGCAUAGCGGGGGGUAACUUUCGUCAUGUAGCAUACCAAGGCAGUUGGAGCCCAAAUAAAGGCUUGGAUUGGAACCAUGUCCGUUCAUUGACUGUGUUUGGUGAGAGACCCAUAAAGCCGGCACCUUCAGUUUGUUCGCCUGACUUUAGGAUGCUUAGAGUCUUGGAUCUACAUGAUGCCCAUUUUGUAAUCAAGCAAAAAGAUAUCAGCACCAUAGGGUUGUUACGUCAUUUGAAAUAUGUCCAUGUUCGUGGAAGUGAAAAUUAUAUUUACAAGCUCCCAAGAACCGUAGGGAAACUACAAGGCUUGCAGACUUUGGACAUGAGAGGUAGUCGAGUUGCAUCACUACCAACUGAGAUCACUAAACUCCAAAGCCUUCGUAGCCUCCGUUGCAGCAACGAUAGUGCAGAUGCUAUUUUAUAUUUAGUUUACCCUAAGGCCCGGUCCCUGUCUAUAUUAUGUAUGCCUGUUCUGUUCACUGCUGCUUUACUUAGUCGGGAUGAGCGUCUAGAAAUUAUGAUGGGCAUUCGCUUGGCCUGGACUGGUCGUUUGGCGAACUCUGAAGGUGUGAGGGUGCCUAAAGGGAUCAGCAACCUAAAGGAGUUAGAGAUACUAGAGAUUGUGGACAUUGAACGGACUAGUAGGAAAGCAGUUAAAGAGCUCGGGGAGCUUAUAAAGCUAAGAAAGUUGAGUGUCGGUGUAGGUGUAAGCAAGCAAAAGAGCAAGAUACUCUCUACAUCCCUUGAGAAGCUCACUUCCCUCCGCUCUCUUUGUCUCCGUGUGGAUGAUGGUACAUCUGGGAGAAGCGGUGCAUCACUCAAGUGGUUGCAGUCUGUUUCCUCCCCUCCCCCUCUCCUGAGGAAGCUGACUUUGGAUGGAGAUCUUGAGGAGAUGCCUAUCUGGUUUGGGGAUCUGGUACAUUUGGUGAGGAUUGACUUAUGGUCGAGCAAUUUGAAGGAUGGAGAUAAAAGCAUGAAACUACUAGCCGCACUGCCCAAGCUCAUGCUCCUUCGUCUUGGUGUGGAUUCUUAUGUUGGGGAGAAACUGGUUUUCAGAUCAGAAACAUUCCCAAGUCUCAGGAGAAUUAAUAUUUGGGGCCUGACGCAAUUGACAGAGUUGACAUUUCAGGUGGGAACCUUGCCCCAGUUGGAAAAGAUAGAAAUCAGAGGAUGCAGGUUGGAAUCAGGGAUUAGUGGUAUCAAACACCUUCAAAGACUGAAGGAGAUCGAUCUGCGAGGUGCUAGAGUUGCCAGGCUUUGUGUGCUGGAAGGUGAAAUCAUUGCACACCCUAGCCAUCCCGUGCUGCGACUUUCUGAGUACCGAAGCUACCAUGACCUGGAUCAGCACAUCGCAGAAGUAUCAGGUGUACAAUUGGAAGCAACGCGGGAGCGAGAGGGAGAGGGCUCACAACAAGAGGCGGCCAUGCCGACGACGAGCGACAGCGAAGAUGACCUGCGCUGAUAAUCUGAUAGUCUCUCGCUCCGGUCGCCGCUUGUAACACCUUGCCUUCAUGAAGUUGAAAUUUGGCAAACCUGGAACAAGGAGCAUGGCACAAUCACGCACAUGAUGCAAUUGAUGCAACUCAUGGUGGCGCAUUACCUGAUUUUCUGCUGAAGGCUGUAUAAUAUCAAGGAGCCAACUAGAGGAAGCCAAUACCCAUGGAAGUACUUACUAGAGUUGGGCACCGGCUAAUGUUCGACAGAUGAUCUCGUCUUUGUUUCAUUCGCUUCUAAGCCCAGAUUGGCUGCAUAUAUGUCCUCCAUUUUUUUUCCUGUUGUCGAGCCCCCUACUUCGCUUAUCCAACGUGAUUGCCACCGCCUUCUGAAACCAUAUAAUGUUUGUCUGUAAGAGGAAGUUAGAAUUUGACAAACCCAGGAUUUUCUGCUGAAGGUUAAUAGCAAGGAGCCAUCUGGAGGAAGCCAAAAUCCAUGAUGCAGUUAAUGCGACUUAUUUAAGGAAUCUUGAUAUUAAGGAGGACCUGGAGCAACUCUGCCAGAUGAGAAUUGACCUGGACUCAUGCCUCUGCAGCUGAAGUAAACAGAACAUUCCAGACAUCCGGUUCUUGAAAAGGACAUUGAAUGUUCUGAAGUAUGGACUGUGAUCACACCGCUGAGGAGAAGACGUGGAAAAUGCGUCCAGCUCUCCAAGUUCUCUGCUGGCUGGUGGCCUCUGACAUGUCUCAGCUGUGAAUGGAAGAAGAAUGCAUUGAUCUUGGGGCUUCGGUGUAAUGGAGGGGACGACUAGCAAGCCGCACUGCUACUCAGAAGGAGUUUACAAGUUGCAACUGUUGGCCUAGAUGAGAAAACGAUUCUUGAGGAACACCAUGGAAUGGAAUGGCCGAUCAACCGGACGAGAACACCUGCAAUUUUGAAUACAGAGUUACUUUGUUUUCUAGUACUUUGUUUUUCCAGAGAUGUUUAGCUCCUCUAUGUUUGUUGCUGCCACUAUGCUUGUGCUUGUUCCUAAUCAUAGAAUAAGUAUUGCAUAUGUUAUCAAAAUUCCGCAAAUGUAAGAACAUGUUCGAAAUCUCUCAACUCUGGAACCGCAGUGAACGCUCCGACUCCACGGGUCGGCAGUGUGGAGCAGAGCAGUCCCGUAAUACAAAGUCAACCUGAUUUUGAAUACAGAA
Molecule: messenger RNA, 4430 nt
Organism: Triticum urartu
Lineage: Eukaryota; Viridiplantae; Streptophyta; Magnoliopsida; Poales; Poaceae
Source: RefSeq, a predicted model, not a curated record